UUGGACAACAGAGUGAGAUUCUAUCUUUAAAAAAAAACAAAACAGGAUAUGCUUCUGGGCCUGACACCCAAGGCAUCCAGACGCUGGCCCUGGUGACCCCCUUACCUCCUCUCCCCCAUGCAGCCAGGGUCUUGGCAGGAAGCAGAAUUCAGCCCAGAUGAUUCCAAUAAAGAGACUUUAAUGGAGGAAUGACUUCUAGAGAGUAGGGUGAGGGGACCCAACAAGGAAGUGGGGGACGCAGAGGCCAGCAGCAGCAGCAGACACUCUAUGGCAGAGGCACUGGGGUGGCAAGGGAGCUGGGAAGCAAUGCCCCGUCUUCCUCCUCUUCCCUCUCUGCCAUCUUCUCUGAGUGCCUCCCAUUGGCUCAAUCCCACUGGAAGCCAGAAGGCCUGGGGAACUGGGACAACAGGGACCAAUACGUGUCAGAGAAGGACAGACGAUGGACCUGGUGGGUGUGUGGGGCAAAUGGAGGACCUCCUGUAUACCCCCAGCACCCCCAGGCUUGGGACUCUUGCUGGCAUCUGCACCUUUGUAGUGGCAGUGCCCUACUGGAUAAACCUGUCAGUCCUUCUCCACCUGGCAAACUCCUGCAUCUUCAGUCUCAUUUGGACAUUCCCGUUUCUGUACCUCCAUCGUGGUACUCAACACACAGCAAUCAAGACUGCCUGCCCACGACUCUGCCCCCUCCCUGGACCAAGCUCCUUCAAGGAGUGACCCCAUCUUUUAAUUGUUGAGAGCACGCAGUAAAUGGCAGGUGAGCAGGGCUAGGGUGACAUGAGUGAGGCAGUAGCCCUUGGUGUGAGAUUUAAGCGGGGGAGGAAGGGAGUUUGCUAGAAAUCUUAGUAAUCAAGACAAAAUAUUUGAAUACAAUAUUUAAAAAAAAAUCAAAUCAUCAAACUACAGCCCAUGGGUUGGCUACCUCUUUUGAGCGCCCACCCAAACUGGAAUAGCUCCCAAGACCUCUAGCAUGGUGUUCAAAAAUUAUUUUUGAGUUGGGCGCAGUGGCUUAUGCCUGUAAUCUCAGCACUUUGGGAGGCCGAGGCGGGCUGAUCACUAGGUCAGGAGAUUGAGAUCAUCCUGGCUAACGCGGUGAAACCCCGUCUGUACUAAAAUUACAAAAAAUUAGCUGAGCUUGGUGGCACGCACCUGUAGUCCCAGCUACUCGGGAGGCUGAGGCAGGAGAAUUUCUUGAACCCAGGAGGCGGAGGUUGCAGUGAGCAACCUCCACUCCAGCCUGGGCGACAGAGCGAGACUCUGUCUCAAAAAAAAAAAAAAAGGGUUCACAAUGCAGGACUCAUCUUUACUUAACAUACCCUCUAUUCACCCUGAUAUUUUCUAUUCUAGUCUAGUUUAUUUGGCGUCAUUAAAAAGUGCUGCUCAUACCUUUCUUUUCUUUUCUUUCUUUUUUCUUUUUUUUGAGAUAGAGUUUCACUCUUGUUGCCCAGGCUGGAGUGCAAUGGCAUGAUCUUGGCUCACCACAACCUCUGCCUCCUGGGUUCAAGCGAUUCUCCUGCCUCAGCCUCCCGAGUAGCUGGGAUUACAGACAUGUGACACCAUGCCUGGCUAAUUUUGUAUUUUUAGUAGAGACGGGGUUUCUCCAUGUUGGCCAGGCUGGCCUCAAACUCCCAACCUCAGGUGAUCCGCCCGCCUCAGCCUCCCAAAGUCCUGGGAUUAUAAGCGUGAGCCACCAUGCCCAGCCUGCCCAUAACCUUUCAAAUUCUGGCUUGAAAAACAUUGAGCCUGUCAUAUCAUCCUGCUUAAUUUUCUCUGCUUUUAGCUGCCUGAUACUUCCUUCUUAUGAUUUGUCUCUUUGCUGAUCUCCCGUCUUGCCUUCGGGGUACAGCUCCCUGAAAGCAGGAACCCCAUCUAGCUUGUCACUGCUGUCUUCUCAGCUCCGGGAACAGCGUCUGGCACGUAGGCGGCAGGUGUCCCGCAGUGAGCUGUUGAGCAAGCGAUUUGCCCUGGGGCCCCAGCCUGGCCCGGGUCACCCUGGCAUGAGGAGAUGGGCCUGUUGCUCCUGGUCCCGUUGCUCCUGCUGCCCGGCUCCUACGGACUGCCCUUCUACAACGGCUUCUACUACUCCAACAGCGCCAACGACCAGAACCUAGGCAACGGUCAUGGCAAAGACCUCCUUAAUGGAGUGAAGCUGGUGGUGGAGACACCCGAGGAGACCCUGUUCACCUACCAAGGGGCCAGUGUGAUCCUGCCCUGCCGCUACCGCUACGAGCCGGCCCUGGUCUCCCCGCGGCGUGUGCGUGUCAAAUGGUGGAAGCUGUCGGAGAACGGGGCCCCAGAGAAGGACGUGCUGGUGGCCAUCGGGCUGAGGCACCGCUCCUUUGGGGACUACCAAGGCCGCGUGCACCUGCGGCAGGACAAAGAGCAUGACGUCUCGCUGGAGAUCCAGGAUCUGCGGCUGGAGGACUAUGGGCGUUACCGCUGUGAGGUCAUUGACGGGCUGGAGGAUGAAAGCGGUCUGGUGGAGCUGGAGCUGCGGGGUGUGGUCUUUCCUUACCAGUCCCCCAACGGGCGCUACCAGUUCAACUUCCACGAGGGCCAGCAGGUCUGUGCAGAGCAGGCUGCGGUGGUGGCCUCCUUUGAGCAGCUCUUCCGGGCCUGGGAGGAGGGCCUGGACUGGUGCAACGCGGGCUGGCUGCAGGAUGCCACGGUGCAGUACCCCAUCAUGUUGCCCCGGCAGCCCUGCGGUGGCCCGGGCCUGGCACCUGGCGUGCGAAGCUACGGCCCCCGCCACCGCCGCCUGCACCGCUAUGAUGUAUUCUGCUUCGCUACUGCCCUCAAGGGGCGGGUGUACUACCUGGAGCACCCUGAGAAGCUGACGCUGACAGAGGCAAGGGAGGCCUGCCAGGAAGAUGAUGCCACGAUCGCCAAGGUGGGACAGCUCUUUGCCGCCUGGAAGUUCCAUGGCCUGGACCGCUGCGACGCUGGCUGGCUGGCAGAUGGUAGCGUCCGCUACCCUGUGGUUCACCCGCAUCCUAACUGUGGGCCCCCAGAGCCUGGGGUCCGAAGCUUUGGCUUCCCCGACCCGCAGAGCCGCUUGUACGGUGUUUACUGCUACCGCCAGCACUAGGACCUGGGGCCCUCCCCUGCCGCAUUCCCUCACUGGCUGUGUAUUUAUUGAGUGGUUCGUUUUCCCUUGUGGGUUGGAGCCAUUUUAACUGUUUUUAUACUUCUCAAUUUAAAUUUUCUUUAAACAUUUUUUUACUAUUUUUUGUAAAGCAAACAGAACCCAAUGCCUCCCUUUGCUCCUGGAUGCCCCACUCCAGGAAUCAUGCUUGCUCCCCUGGGCCAUUUGCGGUUUUGUGGGCUUCUGGAGGGUUCCCCGCCAUCCAGGCUGGUCUCCCUCCCUUAAGGAGGUUGGUGCCCAGAGUGGGCGGUGGCCUGUCUAGAAUGCCGCCGGGAGUCCGGGCAUGGUGGGCACAGUUCUCCCUGCCCCUCAGCCUGGGGGAAGAAGAGGGCCUCGGGGGCCUCCGGAGCUGGGCUUUGGGCCUCUCCUGCCCACCUCUACUUCUCUGUGAAGCCGCUGACCCCAGUCUGCCCACUGAGGGGCUAGGGCUGGAAGCCAGUUCUAGGCUUCCAGGCGAAAGCUGAGGGAAGGAAGAAACUCCCCUCCCCGUUCCCCUUCCCCUCUCGGUUCCAAAGAAUCUGUUUUGUUGUCAUUUGUUUCUCCUGUUUCCCUGUGUGGGGAGGGGCCCUCAGGUGUGUGUACUUUGGACAAUAAAUGGUGCUAUGACUGCCUUCCGCCA
Molecule: messenger RNA, 3761 nt
Organism: Homo sapiens (human)
Lineage: Eukaryota; Metazoa; Chordata; Mammalia; Primates; Hominidae
Gene: HAPLN3
Product: hyaluronan and proteoglycan link protein 3
Exons: 5
Coding region: 2003-3085 (360 amino acids)
Biological process (GO): cell adhesion
Cellular component (GO): gel phase of interstitial matrix
Molecular function (GO): hyaluronic acid binding
Source: RefSeq, a predicted model, not a curated record